Molecule: messenger RNA, 753 nt
Organism: Tetrahymena thermophila SB210
Lineage: Eukaryota; Ciliophora; Oligohymenophorea; Hymenostomatida; Tetrahymenidae
Product: pterin-4-alpha-carbinolamine dehydratase
Exons: 3
Biological process (GO): tetrahydrobiopterin biosynthetic process
Molecular function (GO): 4-alpha-hydroxytetrahydrobiopterin dehydratase activity
Source: RefSeq, a predicted model, not a curated record
AUGAUAUUAAUUUCUUAUUAAUAAAGUUAUUACUUUUUAAUUCAUUAAUUAUCAACUUAAAUUAGACAAUUUUUUUUUUUAAUUUAAAAUAUUUAAAUAAAAUAAAAAAUUUUAUUAUUUUUUGUUAGAACUUAAACAAGAAAGAAUUCACUUGCAUUCUAAUAUAAAAAAAUUAAAUAAUACGCAUUAUCUUAUCAAAAAUAGAUAUUUUAUUAAGUUUAUAAUUUUUAUCUUUAAAAAAAAUAUCAAUUGAAUCUUUUAGAUUACAAAUAGAAAAAAUCACCCAUUUUUAGAAUGCUUAAUAACAUUAGAAAGCAAUUAUUUUCAAGUUCAAGCUUACUUCCUAAAUUUAAUUCCUUUAAGGAAGUUCAUAAUUUGCCCUACAAAAAGCUUUCAGUAGCUUAAAUGUAAGAAUUACUUAACAAAGUUAAUGCUGGAGAUUGGAAAAUUUAAGGUGAAGGCUAAAAAAUAAGAAAGGAAUUAAAAUUUAAGGAUUUCAUUCAAGCAUUUUCCUUCAUGAACAGUGUUGCUAUAGUUGCUGAAGAUAUGUGCCAUCAUCCUGACUGGUUUAAUGUUUAUAACAAUGUACAAAUUAAUCUAAAUACUCACGAUGUCUCUGGACUCUCUAUUAGAGAUGUUAUUUUAGCAUUCGCAAUUAAUGAGAUUUAACACCAAGCUAAUAAGCCUUAAGGACUCAAUGAUGUUUCAUACUUAAACUAAUAAGCUAUUUUAUCUAAGUGGAAUUCUCUUUGA